AUGGCUGAAGCAGUGGUUCAACUCCGAUGUGGUGUGAAGAAUGAUUCCUGGGGGAAAAAAGGAAAGGAAUCCGUCGUGGCUCAAUUGUGGUCAAAGUCUCCGAACAAUGCGCCAAUCGAUGAGUCGAAGCAUUACUCAGAGAUGUGGUUGGGUACUUACCCUUCCAAUCCAUCAUAUCUCCUGUCAACUGGCGAACAUCUCGGAGAGUAUUUGAAGAAAAACCCGCAUUUUAUUGGCAAAUCGGUUCACGAUCGAUGGGGACCAGAGAUCCCCUUCUUACCCAAGGUAAGAAACAUGAAAAAUUCCAAAAAGAAAUCAAAACUUACAGACCAGAUCCUUUCAUUCAGCAAAGCGCUCCCACUACAAAUCCACCCAGACCUCAGUCUCGCCGCAAAGCUUCACGAAGAGGACCCCAAGAAACACGGCGACACAAUGCAUAAGCCCGAGAUAGCAAUUGCGCUCUCCAAAUUCGAGCUCUUCGCCGGCUGGAAACCCCUCAAAGACAUCCAAACGCUCUUCGAACUAAACCACCUAAGCAGAUUCAUCCCAAAGACAAGCCAAUUCACAGACGAAACGCUCCGCCAAAUAUGCAAAGCUCUCCUCAGCGCCUCGCCCCAAACAAUCUCCGAAACAACCAAAGACCUGCAAGCAAUCCCGGAGUCCCACUUCGGCGCACACACCUACAUUCCUAGCCUGCUAGGCCGCCUAAUCAAGCAAUACGGCGAAGGCGACAACGGCAACCUCGUCGCCGCCCUCUUAAUGAACUACCUAACCCUCGGACCAGGCGACGCAGUCUUCGUACCGGCCGAUAGCAUCCACGCCUACCUAGAAGGCGACAUAGUGGAAUGCAUGGCGCGCUCGGACAAUGUCAUCAACACGGGAUUCUGUCCCGCCGCCGAACGCGACAGUGUCGAGCUGUUUGGGGCAGCGCUCAGUUUUGUUCCUCAUAAUGCGCACGAUGCCCUUUUGCCCCGGAAGAAGAGCGAUAAGGGUAUGAAUGGUAAGACAGAUGUUUAUGCGCCGCCGAUUAGUGAGUUUAGUGUGCUUUGCAUUACGCUGGGUGCUGGUGAAAAGGAGACGCAUAAGGCUAUUCUGGGGCCGAGCUUGAUGAUUGUUACUAAGGGGUGGGGGAGUAUGAAUGUUCCUGGUGGGAAGUGUGUUGAGUUGAAGGAGGGUUGGGUGUUCUUUGUUGGACAAGGGGUUGCGUUGGACUUUGUGACUGAGAGUGGGAUGGCGGUUUAUCGUGCUUAUGCGGAGUAA
Messenger RNA from Penicillium nucicola, 1260 nucleotides. RefSeq lists its product as uncharacterized. Bases 1 to 1260 code for a protein of 419 amino acids. The transcript has 3 exons. Gene Ontology annotation, cellular component: cytosol. Lineage: Eukaryota; Fungi; Ascomycota; Eurotiomycetes; Eurotiales; Aspergillaceae. Gene Ontology annotation, molecular function: mannose-6-phosphate isomerase activity; zinc ion binding. The record is from RefSeq and is a predicted model, not a curated record. Gene Ontology annotation, biological process: GDP-mannose biosynthetic process; carbohydrate metabolic process.